GCGCGAAGAUCUCCAGCGCUCUCUUCAUUCUGGACUCGGGAGACUCAAGGGCCAGCCCUGGGAGGAGACGCCCCGACGCACGGCUUCUGUUGGUAGAGCACUGCGGUCCGCCCUUCGGUUUGUCCCAAGCUUUGGCACGUUCCGGGUUUUGGCACCAACAGUACUGGAGCACGCGCGUCGUUCAGCAGCCGUCCAGCAGUGACCUCGUGUGGAUGGGCUCUCACCCUAUCAUACCCCACAGAGCCCUCACCGCCUGACGCCGGCCAUGCGCGCGAAGCUGCUGUCACUGGCCGGUCUCUACCUGGUGCAGGGCCUGCCUUAUGGGCUGCAGUCUGGCCUGCUGCCUCUCCUAAUGCGGGCCCGCGGCCUCUCCCUCUCUCGCGUGGGGCUGACCAAGGGGCUGUAUGCACCGUGGCUCUUCAAACUGGCAUGGGCACCGCUGGUAGACAGGCGGGGCUCCCCGCGGGCCUGGCUGGCGCUCAGCACAGCAGCGCUGGGCCUGGUGUGUGCGUUGCUGGCCGCGCUGCCUCCCGUCCCGUCUGGCCAGGUGGGGCUGCCUGCCAUCGUGGUGGGCCUGCUACUUCUACUGAACUUGGGAGCGGCUGUGCAAGAUGUGGCCCUGGACACACUGGCCAUACAGCUCCUGGAGCCAGCCGAGCUGGGGCCCGGCAACACUGUGCAGGUGGUCGCCUACAAGCUGGGAUCAGCGCUGGCUGGGGGCGGGCUGCUGGCCCUCUUGCCCAGUCUCUCUUGGCCACUGCUGUUUCUACUCCUGGCUGCCACCUACUGGCUAGCUGCAGCCCUGGCCUGGGCUGCACCAGUCCUACACCAGGUGCCCUGGCCUCAACCCUCAGAGCACACUCCACGCCACCUGCAAGAUUUGCUGGCUGUGCCUGGGACCCUGUGGACGGCAGGCUUUGUGCUCACCUACAAGCUGGGUGAGCAGGGUGCCAGCAGCCUGUUUCCACUUCUCUUGUUGGACCAUGGUGCUUCUGCCUCUGAGCUGGGGCUGUGGAGUGGCUUGGGUACGGUGGCCUGCUCCAUUGCUGGCUCUUCCUUAGGCGGGGCCCUACUGACCAGGCACUGGCAGCUGUUGCCUUUGCUGAGGUUAGUGCUGCAGCUUCGUCUGGGAGGCCUGGCCUGUCAAACUGCCCUGCUCUUCCACCUGGACACUCCAGGGGCCAGUUUAGGCCCUGGCACUGUGCUAAGAGGAGCUGCCUUGCUGAGCCUGUGUCUGCAGCACUUCCUGGGGGGCCUGGUCACCACCACCACCUUCACUGUAAUGAUGCACUGCAGCCAACUGGCACCCAGAGCCCUACAGGCCACACACUAUAGCCUCAUGGCCACGCUGGAGCUGUUGGGCAAGCUGUUGUCGGGCACCCUGGCUGGAGUGCUGGCUGAUGGCAUGGGUCCAAAUCCCUGCUUUGGUGUCUUUCUUGUACUCUCAGCCCUGCCCCUUCUGGAUCUGGACCUAGCACCUAGCACCUUCAGCUGAGCCGAGCAGCAGGACUACAAAGUAUGCCAUUGCUAAUGCCUAUCUUGAAUAUGUGAGAUGCAGUUGUCCUGAGGUGGACAGUGGCCUCCUCCCAAAGCAGAGCCCAUAAAGCAACUCGAACACUUUUAUUCUGUAUAUA
Messenger RNA from Octodon degus (degu), 1634 nucleotides. RefSeq names its product major facilitator superfamily domain containing 3 (gene Slc33a2). Gene Ontology annotation, cellular component: membrane. The transcript has 5 exons. Gene Ontology annotation, biological process: transmembrane transport. The record is from RefSeq and is a predicted model, not a curated record. Gene Ontology annotation, molecular function: transmembrane transporter activity. Lineage: Eukaryota; Metazoa; Chordata; Mammalia; Rodentia; Octodontidae. The coding region runs from base 266 to 1495 and encodes 409 amino acids.